ACGGACGAAUUUAGAAAGAAGAAAAAAAAAAUAGGCACAAAUUCCAACCUUGUCGUCGUCGUAUCCCUAAAACCCUAUCAUUCUUCUCCGGCGGAACAAUCACGAACUCCGGCGAAUCCGAUGGAAAGAGGGAAAAAAAUGGAAUCACUCCCGACUGAUCUCAUUCGCGAGAUAUUCUCGAGAUUGCCGUCGAAGUCAGUGGCUAGGUUGCGUACACUGUCGAAGCACUGGGCGUCUAUGCUUCGCAGUCCUGAAUUCACCAAGCUGUUCCUGACCAGAUCCUCGACUCGUCCACGUCUCUUGUUUGCGGUCGAACGAUACAGAUGCAAUGAGUGGCAAUUUUUCUCGACGCCUCAGUCACAGAAUCGGUAUGAGAAGUCUGCUCAUUUGGAUUUUCAUACCAAGUUCUCAGGAGACGUUAGCCAAUACAUUUGUAGCUAUGCCUCAGGUUUGAUCUAUUUUCCGGCUGUGCGGAUCGUUGAUACUGACACGAUUUUGAUUUGUAACCCUAUCACCGGAAUGUAUGUGGGCUUACCUGAAAUCAUGAAGGGCAGAAGGUCUCGAGGCUUUUUAGUUUUUGAUCCCAUUGAUAAGCAAUUCAAGGCAUUGGAUCAUCAGUUCAUUCUAACAUUAGGAUCUGGAGAACUCAAGUGGAGGAGUAACGAUAUCCCGUGUCCUCUGUAUGAGCGUUGUUCUUCGACUCAAGGGAUAUGCAUCAAUGGGGUUUUGUAUUACUUAGCUAAAACUCUCUUAGCUGAAACACAUUUUGGAUUGACGUUUUUGAUAGUCCGCGCUGAUGUUAGGUCUGAGGAGUUCAAGUUUAUUGACGCAGCCCGCUUUAAUGAUCGUCUACAGGAUCCUACUAGAUUGAGUUUGGUCAACUGUAUGGGUAAAUUAGGUGUGACUAAUUGCAAGUGUGUUAAGGCUGGUGGAAAACGUACCGUUGAGUUGUGUAUGUCGGUACUAGAGGAUGUCGAGAAAUUGGAAUGGGUGAAAUAUGUCUAUACUCUGCCAGAGAAUGAAGUCCUUGCUUCCUCCAAAUUUUCAGUUGCCGGAGUGACUGGUACAGGUGAUAUUGUUUUGUGUAUGAAAUAUACAUGUAAACCGUACUAUGUGUUCUACUUCAAUCCCGAAAAGAACACUCUCCAAAGUGUUGAAAUCCAAGGGUUUGGAGCUAAGCUUGAAGAGGUUGAGAAUCGUGGUGAAGUUUUUGCCUAUGUUGACUAUGUAGAGGAUCUUAGUGUAAACGAUGCAAAGCAACUCAAGUCAAGCAUUUCUCAUGUCAAGAGUCGCUGCUCCUGCUGUCAAAAGUUAGCACCUGACAACAUCAGGGAAGAGGUAUGAGGAUGGUGUGAGUAGGGAGAAGAAAUGAAAGAGACAUCAGUGAAGGUGAAGACAGAAGAAGAAGACAAGAGUAUAAGAGAGUAAAACAAUGACACAAGGAAUAGGUAAAAAGCAAUAGGUCAUGUCAUGUAUGCGUUUAUGUUCUUUAGUUAAUAGUAUUCGACGUUGGUAAAAGUCUGUGCGAGUCCAAUCUAGCUUUGGUAAAAUCGUAUGUACCUUUUGACUAUCUUUGGCUAAUCUAGUUUUCAUUUAUAAUUCCAUCUCUCUUUAGGUCUAUAUCAAUAAAAUCAUCCCCUGUUUUAUA
Molecule: messenger RNA, 1648 nt
Organism: Arabidopsis lyrata subsp. lyrata
Lineage: Eukaryota; Viridiplantae; Streptophyta; Magnoliopsida; Brassicales; Brassicaceae
Product: F-box protein At3g57580
Molecular function (GO): protein binding
Source: RefSeq, a predicted model, not a curated record